AAAAAAAAAAAAAAAAAAAAAAAAAUACCUAACUGGCGGAGGUGCUUAUUCAGCUACGUGUGUGUGUCACGGAAAAGAUGGCGAAAGGGGGCCCGUAGAUCCUCGAUACGUUGAAUCUAGAAAACCCGGAAUUGGCUGUUAUGGUAAAAACUCCCUACAAGUGUACCUUUCUUGUCUUUUCUCGCAGUACUGAAAAAGGCUCUGAAUUUGGUUUGAAGUGGUGGAAGUUGUAAUAGGGCUCAACAGAUCGUCAGCAUUUUGAAAUAUGAUGCCAGGGAAUAGUUGUUUUGAUUUGCAAGGCUCCAUGAGAGCUAAUCAUCAACAGCUUCAACAUUAUCAGUCUCAUUCGAAACAAGGGGCAAUUAAUGCAAAUUUCCCCCUCACUAUAGGUAGUAUGCAGCAGGACUGUAACCAGAAUAUUUCUUUGGCUGAUCGGGGUAAGUCUGCUAGUGAUGAAGAUGAACCAAGUUUUACUGAAGAUGCUGCUGAUGGUCUCAAUGACCUUAAUAGGGGAAAAAAGGCAACCCCAUGGCAGCGUGUGAAAUGGACCGAUCAGAUGGUGAGGCUGUUGAUAACUGCUGUUUCUUACAUAGGCGAAGAGACUGCUGCAGAGUAUGGUGGAAGAAGAAAAUGCUCUAAUUUGCAUAAGAAAGGGAAAUGGAAGUCAGUGUCAAAAGUCAUGGCUGAAAGGGGUCAUUUUGUUUCACCUCAACAGUGCGAGGAUAAAUUCAAUGACCUAAACAAGAGGUACAAAAGACUCAAUGAGAUCCUUGGCAGAGGAACUUCCUGUGAGGUAGUUGAAAAUCCUGCUCUUUUGGAUGUGCUGGAUCACGUAUCAGAGAAAGGAAAGGAGGAAGUUAGGAAAAUCUUAAAUUCAAAGCAUCUGCAUUAUGAAGAGAUGUGUUCCUACCAUAAUGGGAACCGCUUACAUCUGCCCCCAGAUCUUGAACUGCAGCGUUCAUUACGUUUGGCUCUUACAAGUAGAGAGGAGCAUGAUGACAAUGAUGUUAGGAAGCACCUGCAAGAUGACAAUGAUGAAGAUGAUCAUGAAACUGACUUGGUGGAGGACCAAGAUGAGUAUGAGGAGAAUCAUAGCUUGCCUAGGGAUCACAGGUUACAUGGGAUGUCAGGAGGUUUUUCAAAGAGGAUAAAACAAUGCCAGGGUCAUGAAAUUGUUACUUCUGGUAAUUCCUUGACUACUCUAGAUGGUAAUAGGACUUUCAGAUCUCAACCUCAGAAGGCAAACACUGAUGCCAAUCAAAUGUUUUCCGGAUGCAACAAAGCUGAUAUUCCGCAGAAACAGUGGAUGGAUCAUCGUUCGUUUCAGCUAGAAGAACAGAAGAUACAAAUUCAGGCGCAAAUGUUGGAAUUGGAGAAAGAGCGUUUCAAUUGGAAAAGAUUUAGCAGGAAAAAGGACAUUGAAUUGGAAAUGAUGAGAAUGGAAAAUGAGAGGAUUAAACUUGAUAAUGAAUGUAUGGCAUUGGAGUUGAAGCGAAAGGAAAUGCUUGCUGAAAAUGUUUAGGCUAUUGCUGUUGCGAAAGUUAGCUGUAUCAGGGAGUGUGCAUCAAAGUUUACAUUUCUUAGGGAAGAAAGAAAACCACCUCAGAAUCAGGUCUUUUUAUGAUAUUAACUGUGCAAACUGCAAAUUACUGCUUUGCCCAAUGUUGGCUAAUGCUCUUGCAUGUAUUCUAAGCUUGCAGUUAUCCUUGUAAACUUGGUUGAUGGUUUCUGAUUGUAUAUUUUGAAAAGAGAUCAAUCCUGUAACUCUCUUGGGUUUUAGUUUGUCCUUUCUCUUAA
Messenger RNA from Nicotiana attenuata, 1797 nucleotides. RefSeq lists its product as uncharacterized. The record is from RefSeq and is a predicted model, not a curated record. Lineage: Eukaryota; Viridiplantae; Streptophyta; Magnoliopsida; Solanales; Solanaceae. The transcript is spliced from 2 exons. The coding region runs from base 266 to 1522 and encodes 418 amino acids.